AUGUCAUUCUCAGCUAAUUCAUUAAUAAGAAAACUUGAUGAUUUACAAGAAACUCAAGAUUCAAUUGUUUCAAUUUCAAAUUGGAUUUUAUUUCAUCAAAAACAUAUUAAACAAAUUACUGAAAUUUGGUUAGAUUAUAUUAUGAAUCAUAAACAAUCUGAUUCAAAGAAGAAAUUAUCAUUAUUAUAUCUUUGUAAUGAUGUUGUUCAACAAGCAAGAAGUAAAAGAAAACAGCAAUUCUUGGAUGAAUUUAUAAAUGUAUUACCUCGGGCUUUACCCAUGGUUUAUCAAUCAGUUGAUUCAUCAAUAAAACCAAAAAUUGAAAGAUUAUUAGGAGUUUGGCAACAAAGAAAGAUUUAUUCACCUCAAGAGAUUGAUACUUUGAAACAGACAAUGAAGAAGAAAAAGACUAAUAACCCAGAUUCAUCUAAAGAGAAAACAACGUCGACUUCCACCCCUGCUGCCCUGGGCUCAUCUUCAAGUUCUUCCAUUGCCCCUGAACUUAAACAUAUUAAUGAAUUAUUUACUCAUUUAAAUAAAUUAACAGAAAUAAGUCAAACUAAUUUAUCACAAUUUGGUAAUCAAUCAAAAACUUAUUUACCUGAUGAUCCCCUGCAAUCAGAAAAUUUACCAUCACCAGAAACUUAUAUUUCAAAAUUAAAUUCAUUAGAAGGAUUAAGUAAAUUAUUAAUUAAUAAUAUUGAAGAAAUUAAAUCUACAAAGCUUAAGAUUAAAUCAUAUGUUGAUAAUUUAUCAAAUUUAUUAAUUGAAGGUUGUAAAACUGAAGAAACUAAAAUUGGAAUUAUAAAUGAAAAAUUAUUAAAAUUAAAUCAAACAAGAAAUGAAUUAAAAUCAAUGUUAGAAUAUACCAAUCAAGAUGAAGACGAAGAAGAGGAAGAAUCUCCUACAUAUCAAGCACUCUCAAACGACGAAGAAGACGACUCCCUUCCCACAUAUGAACAAGACAAUGAUUCAGAUCAAGAAGAACCCGAACUCGACGAACUGGACCACCCUGUAAAAAAACGAAAAAUCUCACCAACUCCAUCCGGCGGCUCCACCCCAUCCUCGGCCAAAAGAGUGGCAUUUUCAGAAGAUAUAGAAGUAAAAGAAUACGAUCAAGAUGAUGAAACAAAUGAAAAUGAAUCAAAUUAUACCGAACCGGAAUCAGAAGAAAUUGCCAAUUUGAUACAUACUCAUAAAGAUCUGUUAGAAUUAAAACAUGAACAUGAUGAACUGGUUAAUAGUACUAAUGGGGUUGAUAAUAAUGAUAAUAAUGAAUAUGAUCCUUCGGUGGGGAAUGGAAAUAGUGAUAGUAGUAGUGGUCCUACAAAUGAUGAUGUUAUGUCAUUAUUAUCUAAAUUGGUUCAAAAUUAA
Hemisphaericaspora subhashii is the source of this 1374-nucleotide messenger RNA. RefSeq lists its product as uncharacterized. The record is from RefSeq and is a predicted model, not a curated record. Lineage: Eukaryota; Fungi; Ascomycota; Pichiomycetes; Serinales; Debaryomycetaceae. The transcript has a single exon. Gene Ontology annotation, molecular function: RNA polymerase II C-terminal domain binding. Gene Ontology annotation, biological process: mRNA 3'-end processing. Gene Ontology annotation, cellular component: RNA polymerase II, holoenzyme. The coding region runs from base 1 to 1374 and encodes 457 amino acids.